UUAGACACAUCACUGCUGAGUCACUUUAACUUCCAUGAAAAAGAAAACUGCUCUAAGGAUUUGUGCAGCCACCUAGUUUGGGAUUUCAGAUCUGAUCAGCUGUCAGUCCAGAUAAUGGAUCCUGAUCAGAACCAAAGAAACACAAGGAACCAGCUGAACUCCAGAGGCAGUGGGUCUGUACCUGGAAGUGAUUUUCCACCUGAAAACCCUGACAGAAAUACUCCUGAGUCUGACAGCAGAAAUGCACAAACGACAGACAGACAGCCUCGGUAUUCAGAUGGAUUCACCAUGAUCCCACCAAAUGAGUCUCGACGGAGCAGUUUAAAAAAGAUUGCUCAGAAAGGAGAGGAAGAUCUUCAAAGAUGGAAGGAGACGCACAGACCUGCUGCUGUGCACGUGCCUCCAGAGAAGCUGGGUGGUGGUGCUAUUACAAUGGCUGAAGCCAGGGAAAAGCAGUUUAUAGGUGCACGUUUCUCCAAACUGCAGAAGAAGUUGGAAAAGGAAGACAUGGAUAAGAGGAGGAGACAAGAAAAAGAGGAGGAGUACCAAAAGAUGAAGGCCAAACAGAGAGAGAAGGCGGAGCGCCUGGAGAAGAGGGAGCGACAGGAGGAGCAGACAAGGAGGGACCAGUUCAGGCAGGAUCACCUCAGAGUGACUGAGAAUUUCCUGCAGAGAUUGGAGAGGAGAGCACCACAUCCACAGACAUCCACAGACGCAUCAUCCACAAGCGAGCCCCUGGAAGGUAAACAGAAUGCGAAAAAGAGUGAGAGAGAAAUACAGCUGGACCACAAGAGUGUGAACGCAGCCUUCCUGGACAGAAUUGAGGGCAGAAGCAGACAACAUGAGGAAAAAACAAAGAGAGACGGAGUCAGGGAGGCUGAGCGACCCUGUUUGGCUUCUGAUACUUUUGGAAACCAGUCGGUCCAAACCUCUCACCAACAACAGCCUCUCACUUACCUGAAGUCAGAUUCAGGACAGAGCUGUUCUGGAUGGGCAGCAGAAGCCGACCCAGAGCCUGACUGCGAGUGGAACUUAAUGAAACUGAUGAGCAGCUUUCCAAACUACGACAGAUGCUUCCUAGAGGACAUCCUCACCCAGUGCAACGGUGAUUACCAGCAGGCGUACGAGCUUCUCAUCUGCACGCUCAGUUGAAUUUUAUGUGUCUUCAUUGAAACGACCGCAGUGCCUCAACAUUGGGUUCGGAACUCAUAGAGCUGUGUUCAAAUAAUAAAGGUGCACUGGGAAUAUAAGAGAAUAUGCUGACAGCACUAUAGAACUGCAUUAAAUAUAUAUAUACCUACACGACAGUAUGUGUUUCUUGUAAUCUGUUUGUGAUUAUGCUAUUAAUCAUUGAGUUUUUGGUGUCUUGUAUCUGUCUGCAUGCAGGGGUGAGUCAUGCCGGGUUUUAGUCCUGACAUAAAGCUGAAUUGAUGUUCAUUUUUACCAGUUUAGUUGAAGGUCAAUAGCGUGACUCAUAUCUUCAGAUCAUAUUUGGGGUUCUUAAUUAAAUCAGUAUGUGUGGAUGGAGUAGAGCUCUACCCAAAUGCAUGAUGCUUUUUGUUUGUUUUUUAAAGGCUAUAAUCAAAUUCACAUGUGAUAUAUUGUAUCUAUGGUAAGAUGGUGACAAGCAUCGUUGGAGAGUCCUCAUCAUACACAGGUUUUCUGUAGAAGGACCUUUAGUAUGUGGUUUUGGUUUUUGAUAGGUUUAUUAUGAAACACCUCUGUUCAUUUGUCAUUGGGUUUGUUCUGUGCCGUAGCCAUGUCCAACCUUUCUCUGGCUCUAGCCUUUUAUCAAACAGGAUGGGGUUUGUGGAUGUGCAGUGGGCACGGAGCUGCAGUCGGAGCUGUAAAUCCCAGUCCGAUAACGAAGCCGAACUGGACAGCAAAGAUGGUUAUCACCUGACCGAUACAACAGCGGACAAAGGGUGGUCCUCUUAAUACGGGGGACUAGAAAUCCCCGUUUAGUUUGGUAUGAAGUCAUACUAGGAGCUUUGGCCUCUGAUGUCAUCCAGCAAAGAAACAAUGGAAGCAUCACAUCUCUGCUCAAAUGAGGAACAUAGAAGGUGUUGAGAGAUUUUGUACCAAUAGAAAAACUGAUUAAAAAAACCUUCAUGUUCUUACAAACUAUGCAAACUAGUUUACAGUUGUAAUAAAACACAGUAUUUUUCAAGGUUUGGAUGAGAUAACAAAUACUGCAGCAGAGGGGAAACAAUUUGUUUGACUCUAAAUUUCAAACAUACACCCAAAAACACAAGCUCACAAACCAAAUGUGUGGCGCUUGUUUAAUCUGCACAAAAGAUAAAAUGUAAAAACAAUCAUUUGUGGUUCUAGUGGGAGUUUUUAGUGCUGUAUUUAUUGACAACAGUUUAUCAAUCUGCAUGUACUAAUGUGUAGGAAAAUCACAGCAGCCAGCUGUUGUUCAGAAAGAAACGCUGACAUAACUGCCCACUCCUGCAUUUCUGUUUGCGGACUGAUUAAACAAACAAGAUACUACAUGUUAAUUGUUGAGCUAUUGUGUAUUGGAUUGUUUUGGACAAAGCCAAGUGAGCUGUUUAACCAACUUACUGUUAAUGUAAAAUAGCUUCAUAUUAACCCUUUCAUGCAUAGUGGUCACUACAGUGGACAGCUAUUCUACUGAUGUUCUCUUGUAUAUUCAUGGAUUUUGUUGUUUUAGUUCCAUAUCAGCCAACAUGCAUCAUC
This is a messenger RNA of Sphaeramia orbicularis (orbiculate cardinalfish), 2700 nucleotides long. RefSeq names its product epithelial stromal interaction 1 (gene epsti1). The transcript is spliced from 10 exons. NCBI's taxonomy places the organism in Eukaryota, Metazoa, Chordata, Actinopteri, Kurtiformes, Apogonidae. The coding region runs from base 115 to 1152 and encodes 345 amino acids. Gene Ontology annotation, molecular function: protein binding. The record is from RefSeq and is a predicted model, not a curated record.